This is a messenger RNA of Ceratina calcarata, 1095 nucleotides long. It is a transcript of the gene Rpi, whose product is annotated as Ribose-5-phosphate isomerase. Bases 1 to 705 code for a protein of 234 amino acids. The record is from RefSeq and is a predicted model, not a curated record. Gene Ontology annotation, cellular component: cytoplasm. Gene Ontology annotation, molecular function: ribose-5-phosphate isomerase activity. Gene Ontology annotation, biological process: pentose-phosphate shunt, non-oxidative branch; D-ribose metabolic process. Lineage: Eukaryota; Metazoa; Arthropoda; Insecta; Hymenoptera; Apidae. The transcript has 6 exons.
AUGGGGCCGUUGGAGAAUGCUAAAAAGAUCGCAGCUUACAAAGCGGUCGACGAAUACGUUAAGAAUAACAGCGUUAUCGGGAUCGGUAGCGGGUCUACUGUAAUAUACGCUAUUCACAGGCUGGUGGAACGUACGAAGGAAGAGAAUCUCAAUGUUGUCUGUGUCCCAACGUCAUUUCAAGCUCGCCAGCUGAUAUUAGACAAUCACCUGACACUGGGUGAUUUAGAGAGCUAUCCUAAAUUGGAUUGUGCAAUUGAUGGAGCAGAUGAAGUUGAUUCUCGGAUGAAUCUCAUUAAAGGUGGAGGAGGAUGUUUGCUUCAAGAGAAGAUUGUUGCAUCCUGUGCUAAUCAACUUAUAAUAGUAGCUGAUUACACAAAAAAUUCUAAGAAACUUGGGGAACAAUAUAAGAAAGGCAUUCCUAUUGAAGUAAUUCCAAUGGCAUACGUUGCCAUACAAAAAAGAAUUGUAGCCAAUUUUGGAGGAACUGUUCAAGUUAGAAUGGCCUUGGCUAAAGCUGGUCCAGUCAUAACGGAUAAUGGCAAUUUCAUCCUUGACUGGCAUUUUCCGCCAGAGCUGAGUAAUUGGAAUGAAAUCAACAUAGAGAUCUCAAUGAUGCCCGGCGUUGUCGAGACAGGACUCUUUAUAAACAUGGCGAAGAAAGUAUACUUCGGAAUGUCUGACGGCAGCGUUAAAGAACAAGUUUAAUGUGUUCCAUUCACGUUUACUUAAAUAUUGUUUUAUGAUAUUUGAUACAAGUUACAAGCUGUGACAAGAGGAUUCGAACAAUUCUAGCUAUCUUUUCUGUCUCAAGUGAUAAUACGUGCCCAUGUUUGCCAUUCAGUACUCGUUACAUUUACACAUUUUUAUGUACUAACUCUGGCCAUGCGUGGAGUUUAAUUGCUUUCUACGGACUGAAACGUUUUCUGUAUGUCUUUUAAUUUGUUAUCAAACGAAAUACUUAAACGGCUAUGUACUUCGACACCGGAUGUCCGAGAAAUUUUGCCUCGAAGUGUGCUACAGAUGGUGCUCAAACGUGUAAUUUAUCGAUCAAUGUAAAACCAAAAAUUAAGGAUAUUAAAUAGGAUUUUUAUAUAA